AGACUCUUUGGCCGAUUUCUCAACUGGCCCACAAAUCUCGAAUGCUUUUUUGUGCUGUAGCCUAAAUGUUUGAUUAAUUGUAUGCGUUUAUCUUGUAAUUAGCAUUAAAAACAUAAUCAUUUUCGACGAUUUAAUUAACUAUGUAUGUUCAUAUAUAUAUAUGCGCUGAUUGUGCCAUAUUAAUUUUUAAUUAAAACAUAGUUUUAAACACGAUUUACAUAUACACACACACACAUAUAUAUUUAUAUAUAUAUAUAUAGAAGAAGCAACUGCACUUUAUGCAAAACAUUUGUACCGCCUUUUCUUAGGCCAAGUCUAACUAUAAUUAAUUAAUUGCUUAAUUCCAAGUGUCUAAGGUAAACGUUCGUUCAGCUUAACUAUUUUGCAACAAAGAAUCAAAAAAAAAAGAAAACUAUAUAUAACGCAUACUCGAAACGGUAAACAUAGGCUUUAAAUAAGAAAGAUUGAGAAUUGCUAUCACGAUUUAUACUAUUAUGUUGCAUGGUAGGUUCUAGUUUUAGGUUAAUUUUAGCUUAAGUGUCUAGUUUUAUAUGUUGCAUGUUUUCUAUAGACAAUACAGCUUGAAUUCUACAAAAAAUCGAAAACUAUGUUAACUAUGGGCAACAGUUUCUUCAGAUACAUCAGUUAGAUAUAUAUAUAGUACAGAUAUAUACAUUUAAGCUACUGGCACACAUUUGAUUUGCAGAGUCUUACCUUAAGCAUAAAAAGAAAUGCAGCGAACAAAAGUCGAUUAAAAAAACAAACUAAAAAUACGAAAACUAUCAAAACUAAUGCCCUUUUAUGUGCAUUAUAUAAUGUCGUACGUUAUUUAUAACAAUUUUCACCGCGCCAAUUUGCAAUUCAUUUGCGCGUUUGCUUCAUGAAUUUCAAUAAGUGGCACCGCAGCAUUUCGGGCCAGUUAACUUUAAGAGCGGACGGAGUCUUAAAACUUGCCAGUCGAUUGCGAAACAUGAAAGGGUCCACAAUUAGAGGCGGCAGCCAAGUUAACAGCCGGUGUCACAGUGACAGGAUGACAAUGAUGACAGCCCAAGCCAAACGCAGCUGUGGCCGGAUUUAUGGGCUGGCUUUCCCGCUGCUGUUGCCGCUGUUGCUGCUUCUCCUCCUCCGCAUAGAUGACAGUGUGGGCGGCAAGACAACGACCAUUGUGCGUCAUACGGAUACAGUGGAGCCGCAUUUGGAUGGCUUCUGGACAAAUAGGACCACGUGGAAUGCGCGCUGGGUUAAGUACUGGCGCGCCAAGCGCAUUUACGAGCCCGUCUGGAAGAAAGUCUGGACGCCCACCAUACUCAACGAAUGGGUGCCGCUGCCCAACGCGCCGCCGCCGGAUGCCUGGCAGCAGCCGGAGGAGGAUAAACAGGACAAACAGCAGCUGCACUCCAGCUAGGCCUGAGAGACUGACUAACUACUACAAUUAAGUUUAUUUAUUUAUUUAUUUAUUU
Messenger RNA from Drosophila montana, 1460 nucleotides. RefSeq lists its product as uncharacterized. NCBI's taxonomy places the organism in Eukaryota, Metazoa, Arthropoda, Insecta, Diptera, Drosophilidae. The record is from RefSeq and is a predicted model, not a curated record. The transcript is spliced from 2 exons. The coding region runs from base 881 to 1405 and encodes 174 amino acids.